Molecule: messenger RNA, 1517 nt
Organism: Camellia sinensis
Lineage: Eukaryota; Viridiplantae; Streptophyta; Magnoliopsida; Ericales; Theaceae
Product: ADP/ATP translocase At5g56450
Biological process (GO): mitochondrial ADP transmembrane transport; mitochondrial ATP transmembrane transport
Cellular component (GO): mitochondrial inner membrane
Molecular function (GO): ATP:ADP antiporter activity
Source: RefSeq, a predicted model, not a curated record
GAGGAGAGAGAGUCAAGAAGAAGGGGGAACUUCAUUUCCCAAAUAAGAGAGAAAGCAACUUUUGUGUCUUGAAACUUCAAUAAUACAUUAAUAUAAAAUUUAAAUAAUCGAGCAAGUUCACACACAAUCCCUAUAUAGGGAAGUUUAUAUAUAUAUAUAUAUAUAUAUAAAUUCACAGCACUCGCAUAUAUUCCAAUCGAUACAAAAACAGGAGAGAGAAACAUCACCUGUAUUUGUGUAUUCUAGAGAGAGAGAGAGAGAACUGGGAGGAGAUGCAGAGGAUGGUGGUGGAAGAAGAAGAUGAGGGAGAAGAAGCGAGGAAAUCGAGCUCAAAAUUAGGGCCCUACGAUUGGUUGACGAAUUUCCACAGGGAUCUGAUUGCCGGUGCGGUGAUGGGCGGCUUGGUGCACACGAUUGUGGCUCCAAUCGAGAGGUCAAAGCUCCUAUUGCAGACCCAGGAGAGCAACAUAGCAAUCGUCUCGGGUCCUCACAGGAGGUUCAAGGGGAUGGUGGAUUGCAUAGUCCGUACGGUCAGAGAAGAAGGCAUUCUCUCUCUAUGGAGAGGCAAUGGUAGCAGUGUUCUUCGCUAUUACCCUUCAGUCGCCCUCAAUUUUUCACUCAAGGAUCUCUAUCGAAACAUCUUACGUAGCGGCAACUCUCAAGAGAAUCAUUUUCUAUCUGGUGCGCCUGCCAACUUCAUUGCCGGGGCUGCCGCUGGUUGCACGACACUGAUCAUCAUCUACCCACUCGACAUUGCACAUACCCGCCUUGCUGCCGACCUCGGAAGGCCCAGCACUCGUCAGUUUCGAGGCAUCUAUCAUUUCCUAACCACUAUACGCAACAGAGAAGGUUUUCAAGGAAUUUACAGAGGUCUUACCGCCUCUCUUCAUGGGAUGGUCGUUCACAGAGGCCUUUACUUUGGAGGCUUUGACACCAUUAAAGAGAUGAUGUCAGAAGAAUCUAAACCAGAAGCAGCAUUAUGGAAGCGGUGGGUGGCGGCUCAGGCGGUCACGACAUCUGCCGGAUUGCUGUCGUAUCCGCUGGACACAGUUCGGAGGCGAAUGAUGAUGCAAUCUGGGUUAGAACAGCCUAUGUAUAGGAGCACCAUGGACUGCUGGAGGAAGAUUUAUCGGACGGAGGGUGUGGCCUCUUUUUACCGUGGAGCAGUUUCAAAUGUGUUUAGGAGUACAGGUGCUGCUGCCAUAUUGGUUUUGUACGAUGAGGUGAAGAAGUUCAUGAAUUGGGGUGGAUUGUAGCCAAAAAAAAUUAUUUUUUGUCAGCCUCUUCAUCUUAAAGGGUUUUAGAGUAGGAUAGAGCAACUACAGAACAGAGCAACAGAAAUAUUGUUGCAGCAACAAAUGGAGUUCUUGAUACAGUCGAUGUUUUGUGAUAUAUAGCAGAUGAGGCACAUUUGCCAUGUAGUUUUGUUUUUGUUUUAGGUUCUGUGACCAUUACAUUACACCGUUGAUUUUUUGGUUAAUAAUAAAAGAAAGAGAAACUAGUUGGAAUUUGUUGGA